Molecule: messenger RNA, 1638 nt
Organism: Lactuca saligna
Lineage: Eukaryota; Viridiplantae; Streptophyta; Magnoliopsida; Asterales; Asteraceae
Source: the annotation of a GenBank genome assembly
GGUCGAUUAGUCUUGUGGCUGUUCUUUUUUUUUUUUUCCUCGGUUGUGGCUGUGGCUGUGGUUCUUGUUGUGGUUGUGGUUGUGGUUCUACUUCUUGUUGUGGCUGAUCAUUCGUCAUAUUUAUUCUGGUGGAAAUAUAUACAGAAUAAUAUGAGACAUCAUAAAUGUUACACUUCAUGUGUUGUUACAGUAGUUGCUUUUUAGACAAGUGUCAAAAUUUCAACUGUUCAAAUGGUGCUCCAAAAUGUAGUCUUUGAAUCAGGUAAUACUGCUAAUCUUUCUAAGAACCGGGAAAUUUCUAUGGAUGAGGUUGUGAUGUCCAAACCUAAUUCUGAUUUAAAGCUUGUGAAGAGUCCGUUGACGACUGUUAGCCCUUCUAUUGCUAAUCAUAUGGAUUCUUCUACUGAGUUGGCUAUGAAUGGUGAUCAAAUUGUUGUUGAUGUUAAUGUUGGAAAUGAUAAGAUUUUGAAUGAGGAAGAUAAAGGGUUGAAUGUUCCUGAUAAGGUUGUUAUACCUGGUGUUGAGGUUAAUUGUCUUAGAGAUGGAACGAUGGAUAGGGGGUUUCAGGGUCAUCAGAAAGCCGCUUCUUUGAAAACCGUCCCAUUAGUGUUUCCAGAGCUUUGUGCAGAACUCUUUGAUGGAAACAGUACAUCUGAUGAGGAUGAUUUCUUUUCCAGUCAUACUAGUGAGCAUUUUACUCAGCCUCCACCUUCUGCUGAUUCACCUUUUGGUAACCCCAACAAAAGGGCUAAACCCUCAACUCCUAGACCUCGAGCUCCUAGUGCCUCACCUGAUCCACCUUCUUAUGCCUCACCUAAAGCUUCUAUUAUUGUUGAUGAUUUAGCACCGGAGAUGCAAAAAGCUCUAAACCAUUUGAGUGGGUCAGGUUGGGAAACCUGCAAAGGUCGUGAUGUUGAAGACGAUGGCGGCAGCAGCAGCGGCGACCGCGCGAGGGAGGGUGAACCCCCACUGGCGACCAGAAAGGGAGGGGUAGCGGCGGCUGGAGUCGGUCUUCAGAUCGAUGAGAAGGGUGCCGAGAAGAAGAAGAACGAACGAACGAAGAAGACCGACUCCAGCCGCCGCUGCCCCUCCCUCUCCGGUCGCCGGUGGCAGUUCACCCUCCCUCGCGCGGUCGCCGCUGCUGCUGCCGCCAUCGUCUUCAACAUCAUGACCUUUGCUGCCAUCAUCUUCAACAUCAGCUAUGCCACAUCCGAAACACCAUCAGGACAUGGAUCAUCUUCUUUCCAUGGUGCACCACUACAGCCUAUGGACGCCCCUUCCAUUAACAUAGAUGAGGAUGAUUUCUUUUCCAGUCAUACUAGUGAGCAUUUUACUCAGCCUCCACCUUCUGCUGAUUCACCUUCUGGUAACCCCAACAAAAGGGCUAAACCCUCAACUCCUAGACCUCGAGCUCUUAGUGCCUCACCUGAUCCACCUUCUUAUGCCUCACCUAAAGCGUCUAUUACUGAUGAUGAUUUAGCACUGGAGAUGCAAAAAGCUCUACACCAUUUGACUCAAGGGCCAACAACUCCCCAAUGUUUAGAGAAACUUGAGUUGCUCGAGUUAGACCCAGUAGACCCUCUACGAUUUGCUGCGUAUCACAUUUUUGGAGGGACCAUGAAUAUAAGAGAGAUGUGA